GUUUUUUUUUACUCCACAACACACAUUUGGUUGAUCCUUGUUCCCCUUCCUUUCUUCUUGGUCUACUUUGCUCAUUCUUCUUCCUGUCGUUGUUACCGUACAAUCACAUUCAUCGCCACAAAGAGCAUAAGCCAGAGUCAGACACGAUGGAGAUCCUCAAGAGCGAGUUUGAAGCUAGCCUGCCAAUACUGCAAAAGGCCAUUUCUGAAUGCGACUUCAUUGCGCUGGACACUGAAUUCACAGGACUAGCCUCGCCUACCAACAUCCCAAAGAUUCAGGACAGUUUAAACACCCGCUACUCCAAAGUGGCGAUAAGUGCUGCCGCUUUCCUUGUAGUCCAACUCGGGAUUUGUACAUUUACUUGGUCAGAUGAAAUAGGUGGAUAUGAGGCGAGGCCCUUCAAUUUCCCUUGUUUCCCCUCCAGUGAUGAUGAGGCGAAAGCGGGGGAGCGAUUCUUCAAGGUCCAGAGUACUAGUUUGGAGUUUCUUAUCAAAAAUGGGUUCGACUUUAAUAAGUGGAUCCGCGAUGGUAUUCCUUACAUGACUCGGACCGAGGAAGAGGCAUAUAUCAUUCGUAAAACUGAGAAAGAGUCAGCUAUUGCUGCUACAAAUAUGGCACAGAGCAAUAUCCUUAUAGAUGAUCGUAAUCGCGAUUUUAUGUUGAAUACUGCCUCUCAGAUUCAAAAUUGGCUCCAAAACUCGACAGAAAAGACCCUGACUAUCGCAGCACCCAACAGCUAUUUUCGCCGACUUGUCCAUCAAAUUAUCCGUACAGAUUUUAAUGACGGUCUUUACGCAGAAUCAGAUGCGCUGGCUCGCACAAUGAUUAUCCAGCGCAUGACAGAUGAACUUCGUCAACAGAAGGAGCAGGCUAAAAUCGCUAAACCGCCGACACUGAACCUUCGUCGCGUGCUGGAUAUGAUUUCAGAUGCUGGAAAGCCCGUAAUCGGGCAUAACUGUUUCUUAGAUUUGAUGCAGGUCACUCAGCAGUUCUUUUGGGAUUUACCCUAUGAGCUGGAGGACUGGAAAAGAGCCUUGAACCUAGAAUGGAGCACCAUUAUUGAUACAAAACAUCUUGCUGGACAUCCCUUAAUCAGCCCUUUCCUUGCAUCAACUGGGCUUGAACCUGUAUCAGAGUGCGUACAAAAAGCACCAUUUGCCGAAGUCGGGCCUAAAAUUGUCAUGGCUAGACAUUUUAAUCGAUACUUGGCAGAUGCAUCGGUAGCCCUUGAGAAUAAGGCAACAAAAGAAAAGAAUGAUACCAAAUACCAUGAGGCCGGGUAUGACGCCUAUAUUACUGGCCAAGCUUUCCUUCGCUUUGCUGGAUAUAUUCUCAAGGCUAAGGAGAGAACUGAAUUGGAGGAAGAGGAGGAGCACGCACGCAAGAAGAGGAAAUUAGUUAAUUCUGAUGAAGAGGAGGAGGAAGGGGAGAUCGAAGAGACGACUACUGAAAAGGAUGCGUGUCUUGAAAAGCAGAAACGUAUCCUAAUGGGAAACCCUACCAUCCAAAUUCUAGAGAACGAGGAACUGAAGAGCUUCUACAAUAUACUUCAUAUAAUGCGAUCUGAGGUCCCCACGUUGUAUCUGGCUGGUCCUGACCCAGAGCCCCAGGAAAAACCACAUCAUUUCCUAUUGAAAAACAUCCCUUCAACGUUCCAAACCUCUACAUUAUUUCAUCUUUUUGCUCCCUAUAACCCUCAGCGGUUUGUUUGGCUGGACUCUAACAACGCCUGGAUCCACCUCAGUCUCUAUGCACCAGCUCGUGAGGGAGAAGAGUCUAAUAGGGAACCCUACAUACCGACACCUGUGCCUCUUGGUCGACUUGGAGAAGAUUAUGUGAAUCCUUAUUGCGUUGGCAAUGAGGAUAUAGCAGUAAGAGGGCGUGCAUUGGGUGUUGUACCCGAGGCUGCACAUAUCGAGGUCGUUUCUUGGAAGGCAUGGUUUGACGAACGUGAGACGUUGGAGAGACAACAACGGCAGUCUGCUGGCACUGCACGUGACAGCAACGGUCGUGGACUUCAGAGAUUUGGCCGUGUAAGUGGUUCAUCAAUACCUCAAGACGUUACAAUAACAAGCAGUCCAGUUAUAGGCAGCAAACGUAAGCACGGUGCAAAUGAUGAAGAGGGAAGGUAAUCUAAAGCUAUAUUAUAAGGCUCCUAGGUUAAAUCCAUCUUCACUUUUUCGUGAGUUGUAUCAAUAAACUUUUAAGCCUGCGUCGUCCCAUACAUCGCGAGUUCCCUCCAGUCCUUAGUCAUGGGGUACGCCUUGCCUUGUGUUUACACUUUUGACACAGUGAGGAGAAAGCCUCGAAGUGAAAGCCUAAUGGAAAAAUCGUAAAUGACCUUUAAAACUCCUCUAUUCUAUCAUCUUCUCCUUGUGUUCUUAUUGCCUCAAAUGCUUUGGG
This is a messenger RNA of Lobosporangium transversale, 2403 nucleotides long. RefSeq names its product ribonuclease H-like domain-containing protein. Bases 147 to 2132 code for a protein of 661 amino acids. Gene Ontology annotation, biological process: nuclear-transcribed mRNA poly(A) tail shortening. The record is from RefSeq and is a predicted model, not a curated record. Lineage: Eukaryota; Fungi; Mortierellomycota; Mortierellomycetes; Mortierellales; Mortierellaceae. Gene Ontology annotation, cellular component: cytoplasm. The transcript has 6 exons. Gene Ontology annotation, molecular function: poly(A)-specific ribonuclease activity; RNA binding.